AAUUUAGUGGAAGAUGGCGUCGGUGUUUUGUGUUAUCCUGCUUUUCUUAGCUGGUGUAUCUGCGAACAUCACGGGACAACAUGUAACUACGGGAGAGUGCGUGUGUGUAACCGGGACCAAUGUGAAUGCCCGCACAUCGGCCGGUUUGUCUGCUUCUGUUGGAGCAUCACUUAACACCGGCGACUGUUUCAAAAUCCAUGGCGGGAUCCUAACUCGUGAUGGCUAUACAUGGUAUCAACUCACCCACGUGUCUGGAACCCAGAAUCUUUGGGUAGCCGGGACACUGUUAAACAAAGCUGCUGCCUCCUACUGCUCGGCGGGAACAUCUGGCUCGGGUUCGUGUACCGCUAACGCAAAAUCCCUCGCUUGUCAGCUCCUGCAGAUGCACAACUCUGGUAAAAUCCAUCUCUGGGACCGCCACCCUUCUGGUGUGCAUGACAAUGCUUAUGCACUUAAUAACAUCAAGGAUACUUGCAACGGCCACCAAGCUUCUAGAUCUCAUUAUACAUGCUCUGAGUGCCGAAGUCCUGGUGCCCCUGGUGGUCACGUAUGUUUGAGCGAGACUUUAUUACGCUAUUUGGUGGAUCUUGGCUCACAUGGAUACAUUCACGUGAACGAGAUUUCGGGGGCGUGUCAUUCCUGUCACUCCUACCACUACAGGGGUACAGCAGUGGAUAUCGACCCGGGAUCAAGGAAGCACGAACUCAUCAAUAAAUGUAGCUCUAUGGGAGGCUGGCCCAAUGAUGAAAUCAAUCAUAUCCAUUGCCAGUUCAACCACUGAUACAUCUCCUCAGUAUUUUUAUAAUUGUCAUUAAAUAUUUUUUAUUUGA
This is a messenger RNA of Saccostrea echinata, 830 nucleotides long. RefSeq lists its product as uncharacterized. The record is from RefSeq and is a predicted model, not a curated record. The transcript is spliced from 5 exons. Bases 14 to 781 code for a protein of 255 amino acids. NCBI's taxonomy places the organism in Eukaryota, Metazoa, Mollusca, Bivalvia, Ostreida, Ostreidae.